AUGGAUUCAAACAAUAGGUUGCGUUCAACUAAUUUCAAGAAUAAGGGCAAAGACGCGGAUGAGAUGCGCCGAAGACGUAAUGAAAUGAGUGUUGAGUUGAGAAAAAACAAAAGAGACGAGACUUUACUGAAGCGCCGAAACGUUCCCAUCGAUUGUGAGGCCUAUUCAGAGGCGGACACAACCAAUGACUUCAUUAGUCUGCAGUCAAUAGUGAUUUCGGCCGCCAGUGAUAACGUCGAGGAACAGUUGAAUGCCGUGAAGGCCGCCCGCAAACUGCUCUCAAGUGAUAAAAACCCGCCGAUCGACGAACUCAUUCGUUCGGGUAUUCUUCCGAUUCUCGUAAAAUGUCUUCAACAGCACACGUCCGCAGGGCUUCAGUUCGAGAGCGCGUGGGCUCUGACUAACAUCGCGUCGGGAACCGCUCAGCAGACGCGGGCGGUGGUGGAGGCCGGAGCCGUUCCCAUCUUCCUGGAGCUGUUGCAGUCGCCCAACGAGAACGUGUGCGAACAGGCCGUCUGGGCGUUGGGCAACAUCAUCGGCGACGGACCGCAACUCAGAGAUUACGUGAUUCAGUUGGGAGUGGUUGAGCCGCUUCUGGAGCUGAUUAAGCCGGACAUGUCGUUAUCAUUCUUGCGGAACGUGACGUGGGUUAUCGUCAACCUCUGCCGCAACAAAGACCCGCCGCCGCCCGUCGACACCAUUCAGCGCCUGAUGCCUGCGUUGGCGUAUCUCAUAAACCACACGGAUGUGGCCAUUCUGGUGGACACCGUGUGGGCCGUCUCGUACCUGACCGACGGCGGCAACGAUCAGAUCCAGUUAGUGAUCGACAGCGCGAUUGUCGCUAAUUUAGUUCCCCUAUUGAGUCAUCGAGAAGUGAAGGUACAAACGGCUGCCCUGAGAGCUGUCGGCAAUAUAGUGACCGGAACUGACGAACAGACACAAGUGGUCCUCAAUUGCAACGCUUUGUCUCACUUCCCGACCCUAUUAUCUCAUCCGAAAGAGAAGAUCAACAAAGAGGCCGUUUGGUUCCUGUCCAACAUCACGGCCGGCAACCAACAGCAGGUCCAGGCGGUGAUCGACGCCGGACUCAUUCCCCUCAUUGUUCAUCACUUAUCGAAGAGCGAGUUCUUGACGCAGAGGGAGGCCGCGUGGGCCGUCUCUAAUAUGACCAUCUCUGGCAACAAACAGCAGAUCGCGUUCCUCGUGGACCAGGGAGUGAUCGAACCCCUCUGUGCGCUGCUCACCGUCAAAGACGUGCAGGUCGUUCAGGUAGUGUUGGACGCCCUCAUGAAUGUGCUGAAGAUGUCGGGCUCGCAGUACUCGGCCAUCGCCACCGAAAUCGAGAAGUGCGGCGGUUUGGACCGAAUAGAACCGCUGCAACACCACGAGAACGAAGACAUCUAUAAGUUGGCGUAUGAGAUAAUCGACCAGUUCUUCUCCGAUGACAACGAGGAGGACCCGAUCGUCGCGCCGAAAGGCACGGACGGCACCUUCGAGUUCGAUCCCGACUCUAAGAUACCUGACUCUGGCUUUCAGUUUUAG
Molecule: messenger RNA, 1542 nt
Organism: Medioppia subpectinata
Lineage: Eukaryota; Metazoa; Arthropoda; Arachnida; Sarcoptiformes; Oppiidae
Source: the annotation of a GenBank genome assembly